AUGAGUUACGGUGGUUACGGAAACCGUGGUGGCUACGACUAUCAAAGAAGAGACCGCAUCAAUGAAGAUGAGGUCCCUGAGUCCAAGCAUACCAUUUUCAUUCGUGGUUUGCCUGGCGAUAUGUCUACAGAUGAAAUCAAAACUGGGAAUAUUGGCUCAUGGGGGACAACAACAAAAGUGCAUUUACCAUUGCCGCUGUGUGCCCAUUAG
Molecule: messenger RNA, 210 nt
Organism: Strongylus vulgaris
Lineage: Eukaryota; Metazoa; Nematoda; Chromadorea; Rhabditida; Strongylidae
Source: the annotation of a GenBank genome assembly